GUCACAAGUAGUACUUGACAUGAGUUCAGCCACGAAGUCGGUGCGAUUUGCGGAGUGCCGCUCGGGACGAAGAGGGCUGGCGAUCACCCCGGGUCAGUCCCGGGAUCCUGGACGCCCACGACACCGUCGCUCGUUCUGUGCAAAGGAUGGUCACCGAUCUGAUCGGCUCUCUGUCUAAAGCACAAACAUCUAUCACGCUUUUGAAUGGACACUCGGUUCCCUGGAAUGAUUGGGACAGCUUGAACCGAAGGACAGUGACGGGGAUUCCCCGCUGGCGGAUUGAGGGUGACAUCAGUCACUUUUAGUGAAAGCAUUUCAUUUAGUUAUCCAGUAAGGGAGCGAAGGGACUGUAAUUCAGUCCGAGUUGAGAGAGUGGCCCCACCUCCUUUAAUUGACCUGUUUUAUAAACCGAGCCGCCGGGAGUUUGAGUGAUCGAACCAGUCUCUCCCCGGAGAUCUGGUCGCCAGGAGCGAGGCGACAUGGGGAGCAGUUGUAGGGGCGUGUGCGGGACCUGGUGCAUCUCUUGGGUCGUGUUUCUGCUCGGCCAGUCUCUGUUGCUCUGGCGCCCGGUGGAAGGAGCCUUCAGCUGGCGCCAGCUGAGCGGAUCCGACUCGGUCCCUGGAAAGCUCCGCUCCGGAUCAGCAGAAGUCAAUUCCGGUAACAGCAGCUUCGCAGUUGUCGAUUUCAAAUGGAAUCAUGUUCAGAGUCCAUACUUCAUCUCAAUCUGGAUACUGGUGGCCAGUCUCGCCAAAAUUGUUUUCCACCUGUCUGAAAAAGUCACCUCUGUGGUUCCAGAGAGUGCCCUGCUGAUUGUGUUGGGUCUCAUCCUGGGAGGAAUAGUGUGGGCAGCCGAUCACACUGCCUCCUUCACUUUAACGCCGACUGUCUUCUUCUUCUACCUCUUGCCACCUAUCGUAUUGGAUGCCGGAUACUUCAUGCCCAACCGACACUUCUUUGGCAACAUUGGAUCAAUUCUCAUGUACGCUGUCAUUGGCACGAUUUGGAAUGCUGCAACUACGGGCCUCUCCCUCUAUGGAGUCUUCUUGUCUGGUAUCAUGGGAGAUCUCAAGGCUGGCCUCCUGGAAUUCCUUCUGUUUGGAAGCCUGAUUGCUGCAGUUGACCCAGUGGCUGUAUUGGCUGUGUUUGAAGAGGUUCAUGUGAAUGAAGUGUUGUUCAUCAUUGUCUUUGGAGAAUCUCUUCUUAAUGAUGCCGUCACUGUGGUACUGUACAACGUUUUUGAUUCAUUUGUUGCAGUUGGAGCAGGGAAUAUUCAAGGCCUGGACUAUUUCAAAGGCAUAGUUUCUUUCUUCGUUGUAAGUUUGGGUGGAACUGCCAUCGGUGUCAUCUUUGCAUUCCUGUUGUCCCUGGUAACCAGAUUCACCAAGCACGUAAGAGUGAUUGAACCAGGAUUCGUCUUUGUGAUCUCAUAUCUCUCCUACCUCACUGCCGAGAUGCUUUCUCUUUCUGCCAUUUUAGCAAUCACAUUCUGUGGCAUUUGCUGUCAGAAGUACGUGAAGGCCAACCUCUGCGAGCAAUCCAUCACCACAGUCAGAUACACAAUGAAAAUGCUGGCGAGCGGUGCAGAGACCAUCAUCUUCAUGUUUCUGGGAAUCUCUGCCGUCAACGCUGACAUAUGGAAAUGGAACACUGCCUUUAUACUGCUCACGCUGGUCUUCAUCUCUGUUUACAGAGUCAUUGGUGUUGUAGUUCAGACCUGGAUUUUGAACCAUUUCCGUGUGGUGCAGUUGGAGAUCAUAGAUCAGGUGGUGAUGUCAUACGGGGGACUACGUGGAGCUGUGGCAUUUGCUCUGGUAGCAUUGCUGAAUGAAAACAACGUUCAAGAGAAAUCUCUAUUUGUCAGUACAACUAUCAUUGUGGUGUAUUUUACAGUCAUCCUCCAGGGUCUGACAAUCAAACCUUUGGUGAAGUGGCUGAAAGUAAAGAGGAGUGAGCAGAAAGAUCCUUUACUCAAUGAGAAGCUCCACGGAAGAGCAUUUGAUCAUAUCCUCUCUGCAAUAGAAGACAUCUCAGGGCAAAUUGGACAUAAUUAUCUUCGAGACAAGUGGACUAACUUUGAUAGGAAAUAUCUGAGUAAAAUCAUGAUGAGGAAAUCUGCACAGAUUAGUCGGGAUAGAAUCCUCAGCGUUUUCCGUGAGCUGAAUCUGAAGGAUGCCAUCAGUUACGUGUCUGAGGGAGAGCGGCGAGGGUCCUUGGCUUUUAUACGUUCGAGUAGCGAUGUUAAUGUUGACUUCACUGGUCCUCGUCAGUCUAUUGUAGACUCAUCUGUCUCUGCGGUGCUGAGAGAGAGUACCAGUGAGGUGUGCUUGGACAUGCAUGCUCUUGAAAACAGGGUGAAGAGCCAAAAGCAUCGUGAGGAAUCAGUCACCCACCGCAUGUUGCAGCAACAUCUGUACAAACCCAGGCAACGAUACAGGCUUAAUUAUAGCCGCCAUAAACUAAUGCGUAAUGAAGAUGAGAAGCAAGAUAAAGAGAUUUUCCAGCGGACCAUGAAAAAGAGACUUGAAAAUUUCAAAUCCACCAAACUUGGAACCAAUUACAACAGCAAAUUUAGGAACUUAAAGAAAGAAAGAACAGCGAAGAAGAAACACAGUGAUGCAAUGUCAAAUGGAAAGAUCCCAACACACACUAUUGCAUUCCAUGUUGAUAAAGACUCUGACAUAGAGGACCAUUACGAAACAGUGGAGGGAGGAAUUAGUUUUCUAAUUACUCCGCCAAGUGCAGAACGCGAUGAAACAAGAAAUGGAAUCGAUAACCCAAGCUUUACUUCUGAGGAGGAUCAGUCAAUUGUCCAUAUGACUCCACCGUGGUUGACCAGUGAAGAAACAGUCAUUCCGUCUCAGCGGGCGCGUUUACAACUUCCAAGGAGUCCCAACAACUUCAGGCGCCUUGUACCUUUGCAGCUCAGCAGCCGAUCCAUUGAUUCAUUUUUACUAGCAGACAUAUCGGAGGAGCAUCCUUUGUCUUUCCUACCCGAAUCAUCAAUGUAACACCAAGACAAUCCCAAGUCCCCCUCCAUUACCUAGCCCUUCUAACCUGGACGAGAAACUCUUUUCCUGGAAAGAUGAACAAGCAAGCCAAAAUGAUUCAAGUGCUGAAAGGCCCUCGAGGGUCUUCCCAUCUUAUCUCCAGAAGAACUGGGUGCAGAACUAUUCCUCGCUGGAAAACAUCGAAUCCCAGGUGCCCACUAUUUCAGAACAUGUGGCUGCACAGGAGGAAGAUUCUACUGAAACUGUUUCAAAAGCACCUGUUGAUAAGGUCAGUGAAGCAGACCUCAAUGAAGACGACCAGCUUCCUCGUCCUGACAGCAAAGAACUCGAAGCAAAAGUGCAAUACACUGAGACAAUUAAUGAAGAGGCAGAGGACAGUAGUCCAAAGGACCAGGUGGCACAGGAGCAGAAGCCAUUGAUCAGUAAAGACACUAAGAUGCACUCUGCAGCAGCCAAGCGGGUGCAGAAUCGUCGUUCUUUCCACCGACCCAAGCCUUUGCGCUACCCAGUUCUCCAGAAACUUGGGUCUCUCCCAGUCUCUUGCCACAUUCCGCCUCAUUCCUUGGAACAAGAAGAAACACAGUUUUAAGCACAACAGUCCAUUGCUUCACCAGCAAAAACAUAUAAAGCCUGUUAAAUAGCCAACUAUCAUCUGGUUAUGCCAUUCAAACCUCAGUGAAGCUCCUCAACAGUGCACAAAUCUUGAUAAUUGGAGCGCUCCAUUUAGAAAGUGAUAUCUGUCACUUUCUACUUAUAAAACACAUUUACUUCUACAGGAGUCUUAAGGGAACAAAUCUUGAAAAUGCAGAAAUUUUUCCUCUUCAAAUUUUAAUGGGGGGCAUAGCAGUUUAUUUCAAGAUGUUUUUCUGUCUUAUUUUCAAUUUAUUAUUUUAAGGUAUUUUUGGCUUUGUUGCCAAUUGGGUUUUCAUUCUUGUCUUUAAAGUAUCAUUUAUUACAUACGUGCAAUUCUAAUUAGUGACAAAGUGCGGUAAAACCAAUGAGCUGUGGAAGUUAACCACCCAGUUAUCUCUGGGAGAAAUGGUGAAAGGUUUCUUUUAAAAAAAAACACUAUAAAAUUUAAGGUGAUAUUUGGAUAAAUAGAUGAUAUUUAGGCUGUGAAAUUUGAAUAAAUGUUCACAUUUUGGUGACAGUAUUGAGGGAAAAAUGAAGGCAUAUGUAAAUUUCUGUGAUAGGCUUUAGCAAAGACAUGUUUAAAGUUAUUUCUCCUGGCCAAAAUUUGAGAAUUAUCAUUUCAAGCUACAAUGGAAGUUAAAAUUGUACGAUGUGAGUUGAACGUAUUUUUUUAAUGCUGCAAGGAUUUCUAAACACUUCAUCCAAAUUGGACUUGUAUUUGUGCUUUGGAACACGAGAAAAUGUUGUUGUGCAUGUGAAAUGGGUCUUACUGACUACCAAAAGUAGUUCAUGCGCUCUUCCCUUUUCUCUACCCAUUAUGGUGAAAGGAAUCUAGAUAUUCUUGCCCAAAUAUAGCUGCUCUGAAGUUUAACUAUUAGUAAGAGCCUGAUAGUAAAACUGGAGAGUGUUUGUGGCAGAAAUUAUUUUCACUCCCCACCCAACCCCUCAUUCCCCCCCCACCUCCGAUUUUCCCCUCACAGGUGCUAAAGCAAUACAAACGUCAUGGGUUUAACUCACAGUUGUGAAUGCCAAUGAAAAUAGGGCACAUGAAACAAAGCCAAGGCCAUCAAGGUUUAAUUUUCCACCUGCCUCACUUCUUAACCCUUCACUCUCCCAAGUCGCUGAAGUUGUAUGGUGAUUGACUCAAGCCGUAUAGUUGUAGAAUAAUGUUCCAACAAGAGCCAACUGCUGUUUUCUUAAGGCAUAAACUUUUAAUAAAGACAUUUGCCACGUGGAUCAAAUGACAGUGAGAAUUUGCAAACUAUGCUGUUAUGUUCUCUGCUUUAGUGAUACAAUAUGAGGCUUACGAUAUGAAGUAACUCUAAAUUGCCACGGUUGAACUCCAGCCUCAUGAGGUGCGUAGGAUUUCACUGAGGUACCCAUCAGAUACAGUUAAAAUUGGGCAUCCAUCAUAAAAGGAAUAAUUCAAUUCAUCUGUAUAAUUACUUACAGUGUAUAUUGUACACAACAGAAGUAAUUUCCUGCAUUAUUCAGUGUAAAAUAAUAGACAUUAUAUGUGAAUGAUUACUGUGAUACUGCCUUGGUAAGCCUGAUCCUUUAGUAUGUCAAUGGUUUUUCAUUUUUUCAUUAAAUAUUUUAUAAAUUUCAUUUCUUUCACUCCCUUUUGUCGAACAAUGGUAUACAUUGUCAGUGUCUAUUGGAACACUUCAGUGUGUUGUUAAGUCACACUGUAAAUAGCAAGAUCUGAUGGGCUGAACUUUAAAUGCUGGUUCUUUGGAGGUGAUAGUACUGGGUAAAGAAAAUGUUUGACUUCAGUGAGGGCUCUGAAGUGGAGCAGGCUCAUUUGUCCCUUUUUACCCCUAUCUUCCAUGUGCCAGCCAAUCAAACAUUGUAUAUAUUCCAAAUCUGCCAGUUUGGUCAUGUACAUUCAUGUCUUUCUCAAUUCUGGUUAAUUUGUCUUCCAUAUGUUUUAUAUUUGUUGAUUAAUACUGCAUUUUGUCUAAAGUUUUACUAGUUCUUGUUGCGAGUAAAAUAUAUUUUAACUUUAAAAUAAAAUUUUAAAAGGAAA
Hypanus sabinus (Atlantic stingray) is the source of this 5670-nucleotide messenger RNA. RefSeq names its product sodium/hydrogen exchanger 3. Gene Ontology annotation, biological process: sodium ion transport; regulation of pH; proton transmembrane transport. Gene Ontology annotation, molecular function: sodium:proton antiporter activity. Bases 480 to 3008 code for a protein of 842 amino acids. Gene Ontology annotation, cellular component: apical plasma membrane; brush border membrane. The record is from RefSeq and is a predicted model, not a curated record. The transcript is spliced from 17 exons. Lineage: Eukaryota; Metazoa; Chordata; Chondrichthyes; Myliobatiformes; Dasyatidae.